Messenger RNA from Suillus subaureus, 3338 nucleotides. Its product is annotated as WD40-repeat-containing domain protein. Gene Ontology annotation, biological process: proteasome-mediated ubiquitin-dependent protein catabolic process. Gene Ontology annotation, cellular component: GID complex. NCBI's taxonomy places the organism in Eukaryota, Fungi, Basidiomycota, Agaricomycetes, Boletales, Suillaceae. The record is from RefSeq and is a predicted model, not a curated record. Gene Ontology annotation, molecular function: protein binding. The coding region runs from base 252 to 3161 and encodes 969 amino acids. The transcript has 23 exons.
UCAGGGUUUUUCACUGCCCAAUCCGCAAGGCCAUCACGCUUCCAAUCGCUGAGUUCUCUAGCGAUAACAUGCCGUCAGUUUACACCCUCUUGAACCAUUCCUCAGUCCGGAGAUAGGCUGCUCUGCCGUGCGGAGUGUAUUUAAAGGACCUUAUUUCACCCGCUUCUUCCUCCCUGGUGUCAGGACUAGAUUCUUCUAUCCUUCUACCUUUGUAUCCCAGGAACGCAACGAACUCAUAGUGCCGGCUCACUAUGUUACGUGCUCAUGCAGCUCGUUCUUUUCGUGACACAGCCUCAAGUAUUUCGGGUGUACCCAAUUCCUACCCUCGAGGUGAAGCGUAUAGAGAUUCGAGACGGAAUCAGACCAUCAUCAGCCUCUUGAAUGUCCUGAGCGAACUUAGUAACGAGUCUUCUCCAGACAACGAUGUCAACCUUCCUCCCGCCUUUGAGGAUUACGAUCCGACAGUAGAUGAGAAAAUGCAAAUCGCUGGAUCGGAAUCAUUCAACAAAUUUGAGAGGCGAAUAGAAAAUCUUGACAAAGAGCUGCGCAACUUCGCCAAUGCUGCUCGCCAGCUUGGCAGUUCCGUUGGAAUCUUAUCCUCUGGUUUUCGACUACGAGAGCGCCUUGCGAAAUUGCUAGUUCUGUUCCGCGAGAAUGCAGCUACUUUGUUUCCUCGGAAGAUUUCGCGUCAACCUCGAGAAGUGCCGAUUGUCCAUGAGUGGACAGAGCAACGGCGCACAGAUAUUCAACCUUUGUCCAAGGCCCACCCCGAUCCUGAAAGUUUUCCCGAGCAAUUUUCUGGUUUCGCAGAAGACGUCGUAACGUUUCUGAACUGCCUGAACGAGUUCCCGGAGUUUACAGACGAGGCAGUCAAUACGUCAAUGCUUGCUUUCGAAUGUGAUCUGAAGUAUUGGGCUUCGUGUCUUCCGGAGUACAAAGGUCAAUUUCGGUAUCCAGCAGUGCAGCGUUAUAUCCAUGAUUUGACAUCGGAGAUUGGGGAGCACAUUGACAACAUCACAGUCAAUUUGUCCAUGUUUAUUGAAAUCGGUGUCCCGACCAUUCGAUUCGCCCAGCAUCAUGCAGCAUCAAACUUGUUAAACUUAUCGACAGUAGCGACAUUUUUUUCGGUCGUGACGGCAACGACCUUACAGUUCUCAUACCGGUUAACAGACGGCGUGCUGGCGACUUGUGUCAAUGCGCUCUGGUUCUCUUCAUUGGUUUUCAGUAUAGCAGCCGCUGUGAACAGUCUCCUUGGUCUCACCUGGAAGCAAGCGAUGUAUCGCUCUCCAGGCCACAGGGUACCUUGGUGGGUGUUGAUAUGGAUCAAACGUUCGCCUUUAGUGUUCCUCGUGAUGUCUGUGGCAUGCUUUUCCGUGGGCUUGAUGCUGUUCACAUAUGCUACAGAACAGGGAUUCGUCACGUCUACGAUCACCACUGUUUUCACGGCAAUCACCUCCUUCGGCCUGGCUGUUGUCUCGGCUUGGUUCGUCGCAGAGCGUUGGGUAUUUGUUCACUACCAUGGCCAGGUCUGGCUGGAUGAUGUAAUCAACGAAGCAACCCAUCGCAUGCUGGGCCUUUGUCUAGUCGUGGCAAUGCGGAAUAUCAUUCACUGGUGCAUCUUCACCAUCAGCGGCCUGUUAAAACGGGUGUCUUUCAAGUUCCCCGACAUGAUCACCCGGAUUGGACGUAGGGACCAUACACUUCCCACCAUACAGGAGGGCCCGCCGAUGGAUGAUCUUUCUCACCACCGUGAUAUCUCUACAUCUGCAUGCUCGGCUUUUACUGAUCACCCCACUUCAAUAAAAGGGCUUGCGAGUGAGGAUAGCAAGUCGUCUCACUCAGCCAUCGCUCGUCAGCGCUUCAAAGGAGCUGUGCGUUCUGUUAUCGUAAUGCAACAGCAGCAAGCGGGGCGACCCUUGAUGCCGCAACGGAUCCCAUCCUUCGAUUGGAACUCUGCCAUGGGGAUGUCUCCCACCCGGCCCUCAUCCGUGGAUUUGGAUGCCAUUCGAGGACCGCGAGCCGCUUUGAUCCCGAAACUUAAAACCCUAGAACCUGUGCAGGACCUCUCCGUACACACCGCCCUUGUCCGGCAUUUACAAUUUUCCCCGAGUGGCAAGUAUUUAGCUACGUCAAGUUGGGAUCGAUCUUCCGUCAUCUUUCGCGUUGAGGAUGCUUUUUCAAUUCAUGCUAUUUUGGUACACGUGCGAGGCUUCAUUGGUCAGGUUGCAUGGUCCGAUUCUAGUACCCUUCUCUUGACGAGAUUACCCCGCGAAAUCAAGGUUUGGACAGAGGAUGGACUCUGUAAGAAAACGAUUGAACGCCCGCACUCUGUGUCAUCCGUUGUAUGGCUGCCUGCGAACGAGACACAAUUCUUUUCCGUCGAAGGUAGUAGAGUUCUCAAACUGGACAUUAAAGGAAGGGUUCUUGAUUCUUAUCACUUCGGUGGCAUCCAGUUGCACAGCGUGGCGGUGACCCCAGAUGGUCAGCGGUUGCUAGGUGUAGGUCCACUGCUCGCGGCACCCAACGGGAUGCAUCCAAGUCGCACUACUAGGGUUGAGAAGUGUAUAGUAGUUUUCAAUAUAGAGACCAGAACAUUUGAAAAUCGAAUACCCGUCUUCGACGACGUGCGUGACAUCAAGGUGUCUAAAAGGGGUGGAAAUGUGCUGGUUUCAUUCGAGUACAAGACACCUCCGCAGUUAUGGAAGAUGGAGCUAGUUCGGGAUAAUAAAGACCGUGAAAAUCCCCAUGCCCAGACCGCUAGGCUUAUUCUCCGUCACACGUAUGAGCCUACAGCUCAUGUGGAUUUCGUGGGCCCGAGUUACUUCGGCGGUAUGGAUGAUCAGCUAGUGUUAUGUGCAGGCAAAGCGGGCGAUAUCCAUAUCUGGGAACGCGAUACUGCAAUUUUGCUCCACUAUAUUAGGCCCCAGGUGUUCGACGGGGAUUUGACAUGCGUCACAUGGAAUCGUUCCACCGACGAUUCCUUCAUGUUAGCAACAGGCAGUCAUGACGGUACAGUACAGAUAUGGAAGACACCGAUGUGGGACGGCUCAUCUGAUGGCGGUUCGUAUCUUGAGCAUAGUGGCAUGUCAGCCGCGGACCAACACAUGUCUUCACUCAUCCUUGGCCCACCACCUGUGCCUCGAUCCAGUCGAGGGCAUUGAGAAACGGCACUGACCCAUACAUACCAAAACCGCCAGCUAGCAUGAUGCGUAGAACUAUGUUCAUGGAUGGAUAUUCCCUAUAAGUAUCUAUGGUCUUCAUUGGUUAUUUACACAUACUUAGGCCUUUGUUUCAAAAUAAUUCCUGGUAAAUGAACUGGAUUUGUUGACCGUGUUGAC